Dryobates pubescens (Downy woodpecker) is the source of this 1933-nucleotide messenger RNA. It is a transcript of the gene TPBG, whose product is annotated as trophoblast glycoprotein. Gene Ontology annotation, biological process: negative regulation of canonical Wnt signaling pathway. The transcript is spliced from 3 exons. The record is from RefSeq and is a predicted model, not a curated record. Bases 1 to 1548 code for a protein of 515 amino acids. Gene Ontology annotation, cellular component: plasma membrane. Gene Ontology annotation, molecular function: protein binding. NCBI's taxonomy places the organism in Eukaryota, Metazoa, Chordata, Aves, Piciformes, Picidae.
AUGGAGCGGCUCGGCUCGGCUCGGCUCAGCGGCAAGGUGAACCUGCGGAAGCACCACCAGGGCAGCGGGGAGCGCGUAGCCGACAAAACCCUCGCGGCUGCGGCCGCGGGGAAGCAGGGGUGCGGGGGUGGCAGGCGGGAGCCGGCGGAGGCAGGGCCAGGCGCGGCGAGGGUGGGCGCGGAGUUGGCGGCGGGGCCGGGGGCAGUCGGCGGUUCUCUCCAGCGGAGUUUGCUCUGGACGCGGGUCGGGAGGUCUCGCUGCGGGGAGCGGAGCCAGCGCCAGAGGGAAACGCCUGCCACCGGAGAAGGGGCUGCCCAGCGUGGGCAGUGCCCCGGCGGAAGCCGCCGCCCGCCUCUCCGCGCCGCCCAGAGCCGAAGGAGCCCGGAGGGGAAAGUUGCGUGCGGGACCGGGCCGGGCGCGAUGCCGGGGCGCGGCGCGCUGUGCCUGGGGCUGCUGCUGCACGUCCUGCUGGGCUGCAGCUCGGUGCAGCAGCCCGGCGGCUGCCCGGCCGCUUGCGAGUGCUCGGAGGCAGCCAAGACGGUGAAGUGCGUGAACAGGAACCUGACAGCGGUGCCGCCCAACCUGCCGUCCUACGUGCGCAACCUCUUCAUCACCGGCAACCGCCUGGCCCGCCUGCCGCCCGGCGCCUUCCCUGCCCAGCGCCUGCCCGACCUGAGCGCCCUCAACCUCAGCGGCAACCACCUGCGGGCCGUGGAGGCCGGCGCCCUCGCCGCCCUGCCCGCCCUGCGACAGCUGGACCUCAGCGGCAACCCCUUGGUGUCCCUCAGCCCGCAGGCCUUCGGGGAGGACGGCAGCCCACUGGAGGAGCUGGCCCUCCGGGGAGCCCUGCGCGACCACGGUGUCCUCCUCAGCGUGGCUGCCAUGCUGCAGUCUGGGGUCCUGCGCAACCUCAGCCACCUGGAGCUGGCUGACAACGGGCUGCUGUUGCUGCCCUCCGGCAUGUUUGCCACUCUGCUCGCGCUGCGGCAGCUGGACCUUGGCAACAGUUCUCUGGUGGGCCUGCAAAACGUCUCCUUCCAGGGGCUGGGCCAGCUGCAGAGCCUCAACCUCAGCGACAGCUCCCUGGGUGUGCUGAGGAACCGCAGCUUGGCCCAGGUCCACGGUCUGCCUGCUCUCCGGCGUGUUGGCCUGGGCCGCAACACAUGGGUCUGCGACUGCACCGUCGAGGACCUGGUGGCCUGGCUCAAGGAGAGUGAUCAAGGGGAGGGCAAAGAAGCCCUGACCUGUGCCCACCCUGACAAGGUGUUGGGCAAAACUUUGCUGAAGAUCAAUGGCUCGGACCUUAACUGCUCCGAGCCCAUAGACUUGCCUUCCCAGCUACAGACUUCUUAUGUCUUCCUAGGGAUAGUCUUGGCUCUCAUCGGGGCCAUUUUCCUCCUGGUUUUGUACUUGAACCGGAAAGGAAUCAAAAAGUGGAUGCACAACAUCAGAGAUGCCUGUAGGGAUCACAUGGAGGGCUACCACUACAGAUACGAGAUCAAUGCAGACCCCAGGUUAACAAACCUCAGCUCCAACUCCGACGUCUGACGAAGCGCCGCGGAGCCGGCGCAGCGCACAGUAGCUAUGCAUGAAAAGUAGACUUAAUGCUUUAUCCUCGUGCUUGCUUCCCCCUCUUGGAGCAACCUCGGACGUGUGUAUAACUUGAGGGGGGAUAUGCCUCCCUGUGAUGUCAAGUUCAUUUUUGUUUUGAGUCGCUGGGCAGCUGCACAUGGUGUAGGAAACAAGCUGCUGCUGCUUUUCCUCCCUGCCCUCAAGUCUGAACUUGUGAGAAUAUUUUUUUUCCAAGAUCUCAGUGGGAGCAACAACAAAAAUACAAACCACAAACUCUUCUCUCUGAUGCUCCAAAGCCAGCAGAGUUUAUAUGUUAUACAAAAAAACCCAAUAUUACCAAUGCACACACCAUUCAACAAAA